Messenger RNA from Linepithema humile (Argentine ant), 4188 nucleotides. It is a transcript of the gene ETHR, whose product is annotated as ecdysis triggering hormone receptor. The record is from RefSeq and is a predicted model, not a curated record. NCBI's taxonomy places the organism in Eukaryota, Metazoa, Arthropoda, Insecta, Hymenoptera, Formicidae. Gene Ontology annotation, biological process: G protein-coupled receptor signaling pathway; translational initiation. Gene Ontology annotation, molecular function: G protein-coupled receptor activity; translation initiation factor activity; RNA 7-methylguanosine cap binding. Gene Ontology annotation, cellular component: plasma membrane; eukaryotic translation initiation factor 4F complex.
CGAAUACAUCACGUGGGUGUAGCGCAUUGUCAAAAUUCCGGUCACUUAUUAGUGCGCGUUGCAACAGAUGUCACGGAACUGUGCGUGGUCAAGAAAGAUAUUUCGAACCAUCUAAAGACCAUUCGACGAGUUUGUCUAAGACAUUGUGUUACAUGACAUUUAAAAGCGCGGAUCGCGCGCGAGUUUGAGCGAAUUUUCAAUUGUCGGUUUAACAAAAUUAAGAUACGCUGCAAUAAACUGCGUCAAUACAAUCGAUUGGACGAAAACGAACUAUACAUAAAUUUGUAAAAUUUGCGAGCGAUGGCAAGUGCACACGGGAUUGUAUCAAGUGUUAAAACGAAAAUGAAUUAUCGAUGGUCUGCGAGAAAUUGAAUUAUCGGUAGCUCGUUAGGAUCGGAUCGAUCGCAGUCGCGGAGUUCCACGUUUGUAGAAGAAAAAUGAUCGAGACAACUUAACUUGAUUACAUUAAAUUUAUUCCGUGUAAAUAGAAUCUCGACUAAUUAGCCGAUAGUUCAUUAAGCUUGACUCCGAAGAGAUUGUCGAACCGGCUAUCUUGUUAAUUCUACAAGAUUCACUUAAGCUAACUCAAAUUGACUUCGUAUUUCGAUACUGUAGCGCAAGUAGUCGGACAUUUCGUCUCGUCGAUAUUUUCUCAAAUGACGUGAAAAUCUAUUAAAGGCAUUACGCGUGGGGUGCACAAUCGAGCCAGGGCGACUUUAAUCGUGUAUGUAAUGAUUGACGAGCAUUUUCUCAGUUUCGCGUACGAGUGCUUGUACAAUUAUGGCAUAUUUGCUGACAUCAUGGGAGCCUCCUCGAUAUUGGAUGGCAAAUACUUCAAGCGUACUUCAAGCCCUCGAUGCACUUCUCGCGAACUUGAAAGAUGCUACUCACAGUAUAUCGUAGUAUGCGUUUUUUCUCACGCCUUGUCGAUUCGAUAAUUCAUUGUGAGAAAUUGCACAACAAAUCGUAAGGUUUCUAUUAAAUCGAUUUAUCAAUUAGUUAAUUUGAUUUGAUAAUUAAGUUAAUUCGGAAUAAUUAAUCGAUAGGCAUUUUUUUGUGCUAAGUUCUUAUUCUGGAAAUUAUGGAAUUUUGGACAGGAAAGAUACACAAGUGUGUAUUCCGAGUUAGUUUUGCUGUCAAUUGACGCACAAUUCCACUAUCUAAACAGGAAGUUGUGAAUUUAUACCUAAAGUGCGAGGAAGUUAAUUAUGUUAAUCGGCCGCGCGAAGACGUAAAACACGAUUCCCGGAGCACGAAUUCUCGUCGAAGUUACAGAAGAUAAACAUUCGUCUGCUUUUGGCAAAUUGACUCUUCCAGGUCUGCGCUAUUCAGUCGAAGCAUUAAACGAAGUCUUAUUUUAAGUGAGGGAGUUAAUCAGGAUAUUUCACGAAAUAUCUCUCGCGAUCUCUUCGUCGGAAGCUUCGUCGACGCGGCAUGUCGAGAUAAUUAAUGGUCAACGUACCGCGACGAGGGACCUGAUGAUGUCACUUAACGUUUCCGACUCGACGGAAGUAGAUACCUUGAAGCCCGCGAAGACGAUAAACGGAGCUCGAGUCGCGAAAUAUUGCGCUUACGCGCCCCCGCGAUUCCUAAUGGAUUUUCUCGGGCUGCAUUUCGACACUCGGCGAUUCGCUGCCGGCCCGCGCGAAACUUUGACAUCGAAAGUCGUCGUCGCGACCCGGUCGAAAGUGCUGCCGACGUAAAAUUGAAAUUCCUCCUCCGAAACGCAAGCGGGGAAGAUUGACGUGACGGUGCAAUCGCGUACACGUGAGGCCUGUAAAUACGUAGCUUGAACCGGAAAGCGGCGGACCUAAGUGGAAGUACGUGAUAGCGCGAACCUGUCGAGUGUACGAGACGAGAUACGUGAUCGCGAGGGUAUAUAUAGGAGCAGCUGACCUCAAAAAGGGUGAAGAAAGGCUGGCGGAGGCGAGAAGAGGUCUUAAAAAUGUUAACAACCAUGUCCACCGUCGCGUUCGAAUUAAAUUCAUCGUAUUACACAACGGCGAUCGGCAACAGCGCGCUCGAUGGAUUCUCAGUAAUCGAGUCGGAGAACACCACUUCCGCGCUGUACAUGCUGCCCGCCUACAUCAGAACGACUUCGAUGGUAGCCUGUAUCGUCGUGAUGGUUCUGGGUAUACUCGGCAACUUGAUGGUGCCGCUGGUCGUGCUGCAGGGUAAGGACAUGAGGAACAGCACCAACAUCUUCCUGGUGAAUCUCAGCGUGGCUGAUCUCUUCGUGCUCGUGAUUUCGACACCUUCCAUGCUAAUGGAAAUCAAUUCAGGACCCGAGGUCUGGCUGCUCGGCGAGCACAUGUGUAAAGCCGUUCCCUUUGUCGAAUUAACGGUGGCCCAUGCUUCUGUUCUCACGAUUUUGGCUAUCAGCUUCGAGAGAUAUUACGCCAUCUGUGAGCCAUUGAGGGCGGGAUAUGUAUGCACAAAAGCAAGGGCGAUCUUCCUUUGUUUCUUGGCGUGGGUGGCAGCCGCGCUAUGUACAAGUCCCAUACUGCUGAUGGUGACCUACGAGGUCGAGGAGAACGGCAACGGUACGUACAUCCCCACGUGCUUAACCAUGGCGUCGGAAUGGUGGAUGACGGGCUUCAUCGUGACGACGAUCGUGGUGUUCUUCGUGAUCCCGCUGCUCAUUCUGAUCAUCCUGUACACCGUGAUCGCGCAACACCUGAUGGAGAAUCCGGCGAUAAGCCGCGGACCGGCGAACAAUCUGCUCAAGUACCGCAGGCAGGUGGUCCUGAUGCUGGGCACGGUGGUGCUGUGCUUCUUCUUUUGCCUGCUGCCCUUCAAAGCCUUCACGCUCUGGAUUAUCAUCGUGCCGCCCAAGAUGGUCGUCUCGCUCGGCAUAGAGGGCUACUACAGUCUCCUGUACUUCUGCAGAGUGAUGCUGUAUCUGAACUCGGCGAUCAAUCCCAUUCUCUACAAUUUGAUGUCGACGAAAUUCAGGGAGGGCUUCCUCAAGCUGUGCUGCCUGCGGUCGAGCAGACGGAAGAACACGUCGGGACGUACGGCGACAUACACGACCGGAUCGACAAAUUACAGCAGCAACCAAUCGGACUUCUGGCGCAGGCAGAGCAGCAACAAGAGUUGCAGCGUCAAGGUACCAUGCAACGACCAUGCGUCCGAGAAACAGAUCAAAUUGCCUUUACUCACGGCCGUCGUGGCCGGGAGUAUCGUUAAGAAGAAGCAGGAGAGUUACGUUUAACCCUAAUUAAGCUAGAAUCAUUUGAAAAGCGAAAUUCGAAGCGAAAUUCUUUCUUUUAUUCCGUCGAAAAAUGAUUCAUCCAGCUCUGCUGUUUUCGAGUCUUUCAUUCCAUUUCGUCCUGCAGAGCCAUUGUUAAAUUUUUUAUUACUUUUCAUCCGGGCAAUUGGGAUAUUUUAUUGAAUAUUUUACACGCAAUGAUCAAUUUAGCAGGUUUGGUCUAAAAAGUGAAACAUACAAAUUGACAAAUUGUGCAAUAGCGAAUCGAAUUUUCGGUCGGUUCUCCAUACGUCGUCGUAACUCUUUUCAAUGCUCUUCAUCAUAGCAUCCCAGUAUCUCAUAUAUGUGAUGACAAUUGAGUAGAUUAUUUAUUAAUAUCAACUAAUUUAAUUAUAGAAUAUCCACGAGUUUAGUAGCGAUGGAUAAGAAAUAAUUGUUAAUUAAAUGUUCACUGAAUGUUACUAUGUCAACGUUAGCUUGUUAGACAUGAUUCACGAGUCUAAAUGAGAUUAGAGUACAAUAAUUGUAUUAGCCACUCUCUCGCUGUGACAUAAUCACGAUAACGAUUUAGUUCCUCGAUUUUAUACGUUAUAUAUUGUGUACGUUCAUAUAAAAAAAAAAAGAGCUACGUGAUACGGUAAGUAUUAGAAUAAAAACGACUCUCUUCCAGGCAUUAAUAAUGCGUAUAAAAGGCGGGAUACGCGAACCUUUCGUUCCUAAAUGCUUUAACCGUGAUAAAUUUAAUGUAGCUUUAAUUAAGCAGAUAUGUAGGUGAGAGAGAACGAAGCGUGAAAACCGCGUUACUGCAAAUAGCAGAUUUAUUUUUAAUAACUGUCUAUUAUUUUAACAUUGAUUAUCACUGAGACCGUUUUGUUGUAUUCUAGGAAUCAGAAAUUCGUUAUUCCAUCGACGGAAUCAGUGAUAAAGUCCGACAGCAGAAGCAAGAUAUUGUUAAUAAUCGGCACAAAAGUGAAAAA